ACAGCACCAAUGGAGGCACCAAACCCUUGCCGUACGUUAUUGGUACGCGGGCUGCAUUAAGUAAUCCACUGAUUAAACAAUCGUUCCCGCGCACGUUCAUUUCUGCGCACACGGCAUCUGAAUAAGGAAACUGGAAGCUGGACAGUUUGGCGACACCUUCGGCGGCACUGUCCUGUCGUCGAAUACAAGUCCGUUCUUGCACAACAACAAAUUCCAAAUGCACGGAUAUCCGUUGACAGCACUCAGCCGGUCAUGAAUAAACGAUGACGAUUAUUACAGUUUUGUUUUAAGAGGUACAACAACACACCGUUGAAACACGAUCGAGUCGCGGCGCCAUUGGAUCGUGCAAUUUUAUCGACCGAUAACGACUUCAAAUCAAUCUCGCUUUGACAAGGCUUUCCUCAUCCGUUUUUGUUGAAGGAAAUCCUAUUCCAAAUUGCGUUUGCGUCCACUUCCGCACGCCUCAAAGCCGUGUGGAAUCGACCGAAACUUCAAGCGUGGUGGCACCACCGGCUCGAGUGCCGUUUUCACCGUUUGCUACGCGAUCACUACCGAUGGUGCGACCUAGAAAGUGACCAUUAGCUGUCCACCAGCGACACCGUGAUGACCUUCCAGCGAACUCUAAACACUCCCACUACACACGAGCACGCGUGCCCGCAAUGAUGAGAAGAUUUCGCAAUUUUCCAAUCGGCGUGAAAAAGCCACACGUCAUAUAAAACUGAUCGGCCGUUGAUUUUUCCAAUCAAAACCGUGUCGGGUGAGUUAGUGCGAGGAGUGUUUGGCUGCAGUGCGUGAUCCUCUAUCAAUACAUCAUGAAGGUUCUGAUAGCAGCAGUGUCGGUUCUAGCACUUGCCAGUGCUCAGCAGUUGAUUGAUCCGUCGUACUACAACGAGGGUUUGGUGCAGUACAAUGACUGGCAGCCAAUUGUUGGUCCGAAUGUAGUGAAUCCGUACGCCGUUCCGCAGCUUCUACCAGCUCAGCAGUAUCCAUUUGUCCAGCCCGUACCGGCAGCACAGCUUCCACCAGUUCCUGUGCCAUUCCCAGCUCAAUAUCCGCUACCGUAUGCUGGCCAGUAUCCUUUCCAGCUCCCGAUUCAGGUGCCUCAACCGCAGGUGCCUCAAGUGCCUCAACAGCAACAACUGCUGCCAGGGCUGGUUGUACCUCCGUACGCCAACGUACAGCAGGUCGGUGCUCCUCAAGUGCAGGUCGUACGCCACGGACUUCCACACUCGGAUGCGGCAGCCGUUUCCUACUCCUCGCUAAACUACGGUACCAAUAACAAUGCCCAGCCAGCGGCACUCCCAACGCCACCAGCGGUCGUCGCAGCUCCAGCGCCCUCUAGCGGUGUAAACAGCGGAUCGGCUGGCCCAGUAACGUCCGGUGCGAGUGGUGCGACAGUGGUGAAGGACAUUACCACCUUCGGCACGGAGUAUGGUACUGGGGCGGACAAGUCACCCGUCGCGCGGUACGAAGCCAUUAACGCCGGCUCGGUACACGUUGCACCGCUGCCGGGACACACCGUCGACCAGAAGCUGAUCGCACCCGGCACCACCGAACAGAAGCUGUAGAUGGCUUCCAGCCGGUUUUAGCGCCUGUUAAUCAUACCCAUAAAUCGGUUCAUGGUUCCGUUUGCUAGCGAAAUUGAUGUUGCCGUAGUGCUGUAAACAAAUAAAGCUACAUGGUAAUAAAAUUAACAGUAGGAUGAUGAAUUCUUGAUGCAGUGGUGUCUUUGAACGAUCAUCAGGCUUGUGUGACGAA
Molecule: messenger RNA, 1758 nt
Organism: Anopheles coluzzii
Lineage: Eukaryota; Metazoa; Arthropoda; Insecta; Diptera; Culicidae
Exons: 2
Coding region: 813-1568 (251 amino acids)
Source: RefSeq, a predicted model, not a curated record